Hippoglossus stenolepis (Pacific halibut) is the source of this 6495-nucleotide messenger RNA. RefSeq names its product guanine nucleotide exchange factor VAV3 (gene vav3a). Lineage: Eukaryota; Metazoa; Chordata; Actinopteri; Pleuronectiformes; Pleuronectidae. Gene Ontology annotation, molecular function: guanyl-nucleotide exchange factor activity; protein binding. The record is from RefSeq and is a predicted model, not a curated record. Gene Ontology annotation, cellular component: plasma membrane; cytoplasm. The transcript is spliced from 27 exons. Gene Ontology annotation, biological process: cell migration; intracellular signal transduction; regulation of GTPase activity. The coding region runs from base 200 to 2710 and encodes 836 amino acids.
AGCAGGGUGCGCUCCAUCCACAGCCUCACUACACCGGAGUGUCAUCCACAGAGCGGCCGCCUGCCUCUGCUCCUCCACCGGCUUCCCACAGCGAGCGGAACGGGCAUGGGCUCGGUGUGAAGACGCGCCGUCGAGCUGUCACCCCGCGUAAAAGGACAAACCAGAAACCCUCCCUUUACGCACGCAUGAACUCAGAAUAAUGAUGGAGUACUGGAAGCAAUGCGCGCUGUGGCUGAUCAACUGCAAGGUGCUCCCCGCCAACCACCGGGUGACAUGGGAGUCCGCUCAGGUGUUCGACCUGGCGCAGACGCUGCGGGACGGAGUCCUGCUGUGCCAUCUGCUCAACAACCUGAGGGCGCAGGCCAUCAACCUGAAGGAGAUCAACCUCAGACCGCAGAUGUCACAGUUCCUGUGCCUGAAGAAUAUCAGGACUUUCCUGGCGGCGUGCAGCGAGACAUUCGGCAUGAAGAAGAGCGAGCUGUUCGAGGCCUUCGACCUUUUCGACGUCAGGGACUUUGGAAAGGUGAUGGACACACUUUCCAAACUUUCCCACACAAUUAUUGCACAGCAAACUGGAAUCAGGCCUUUUCCAACAGAGGAGAGUGUUGAAGAUGAGGAUAUCUACAACCAUCUGGUGGAUCUGAUAGAUGAGAACGGGGUGGAGGAUGAGGAGGACCUGUAUGACUGCGUGUAUGACGAUGAAGACGGCGGCGAGAUCUACGAGGACCUGAUGAAGACCGAAGCCCUCCCUCCUCCGGCAUUUCACAAGCAGGAGACUGACAUCAGGAGCUGCUGUCUGACAGAGAUCAAGCAGACAGAGGAGAAAUACACUGAGACCCUGGAGUCUAUAGAGAAGCACUUUAUGACGCCGCUCACCAUGUUUUUAUCCAUGGUGGAGAUGGAGAGUGUGUUUGUGAACAUCCCGGAACUGGUGAAAGUUCACAAAUGUUUACUGCUGGAAAUCCAAGACUCAGUCCACCAGAGAAGUGCCCAGAACCUUUACCAGAUCUUCAUCACUUUCAAAGAGAGGUUGUUGAUUUAUGGGAAAUACUGCAGCCAUGUGGAGACGGCCAUCGCCUCCCUGGACGACAUCAGCAAAGACAGAGAGGACGUACGCAUGAAGCUGGAGGAGUGUUCAAAAAGAGCCAACUAUGGCAAGUUCACCCUGAGGGAUCUGCUGGUGGUUCCAAUGCAGCGAGUCCUGAAGUAUCACCUCCUCCUGCAGGAGCUGGUGAAACACACUCAUGAUGCCGCAGACAAGAGCAACCUGCGGACGGCCCUGGACGCCAUGAAGGACUUGGCUCAGUACGUCAACGAAGUCAAGCGAGACAAUGAGACGCUGAGAGAAAUAGACCAGUAUCAGAAAUCCAUCGAAAACCUUAAUCAGUCUCUGAGUAACUACGGGAGACCCAAAGGAGACGGGGAGGUACGGGUGUCCUCGGUGGACAAACGGGCCAAACAGGACAGGCACAUCUUCCUGUUUGACGCUGCGGUGAUCGUCUGCAAGCGGCGGGGAGACAACUACGAGAUGAAAGAAGUGAUCGACCUGCACCUGUUCAAGGUCACCAACAACCCCACGUCUGACAAGGAGAACCGCAAGUGGUCCUACGGAUUCUACCUCACUCACAACCAGGGCCAGAGCGGCUUCGAGUUCUUCUUCAAGACCAAAGAGCUGAAAAAGAAGUGGCUGGAGCAGUUUGGCAUGGCCAUAUCCAACAUUCGACCUGAGAACGGCAGCAACAACCUCCACGAGUUUUGCAUGCACACCUUCGACAGAAUCACCUCCUGCAACUCAUGCCACAUGCUGCUGAGGGGCGUCUUCAACCAGGGCUACCUGUGCUCCAAGUGUGGUCUAGGUGCCCAUAAAGAAUGCCUGGGCCGCUUUGGCUCCUGCGGAAAAACAGAUCCCGGCUCCGUCAAAACUCAGGGCAAAGAUCGAGAUCCAGGUCUGCCCAAGAUGCUGGUGAUCAGGAACUACUUUGGCGUGCCGUGCCCCACCUCUGGUGCACCACUCAGCAUCCAGAUGGGUGACAUCAUCGAAUUACUCUGCGCCGACCUUCACAGCCCCUGGUGGCAGGGCAAAAUCCUGUCGACGAAAGAGGUUGGCUACUUUCCAAGCGACGCUGUGAAGCCUUGUCCAUGUGUCCCGAAGCCCGUCGAUUACUCCACUCAACCCUGGUUCGCUGGGCCCAUGGAGCGGCUGCAGGCAGAGACAGAGCUCAUCAACAGGGUCAACAGCACCUACCUGGUCCGCCAUCGCAGCAAAGAGUUCACGGAGUACGCCAUCAGCAUAAAGUACAACAACGACGUGAAGCACAUAAAGAUCCUGACCAAGGAGUGCUGCUUCUACAUCGCAGAGAACAAGAAGUUCAGGAGCAUAUUAGAGCUGAUCGAAUACUACAAACACCACUCCCUGAGAGAAGGUUUCAGGAGUCUGGACACCACGCUGCAGUUUCCUUUCCAGGAAGCGGAGAACGCUGCUGUGCACCGCAUCAACCGGUCGGGUGGCAACAUGUUCACCCCCAAAGUGAUCGGUGUGGCGAUCGCACGCUACGACUUCAGCUCGCGUGACACCCGGGAGCUCUCGCUGCAGGAGGGCGAGGUGGUGAAGAUCUACACCAAGUCAGGAGCCAACGGCUGGUGGCGAGGCGAGGUCAACAGCAGGGUGGGCUGGUUUCCAUCCACAUACGUAGAGGAGAGUGAGGAGUGAAAUGUCUGCCGUGGGAGGAAAAGUAAGACAGAAUAAGAAGAAUGUCGGCAGUGGAAUGAGUGCACUGAGCACAUAACAGUGACAGACAGAGUGAGCGUCUGCAACGCUGCUUGCUCCAGGUGUCACGGCUUUACUCUCCUCCGCCGCCCGCAACCAUCCCAGAGGCCUCUGGGAGAGAGAGAGAGAGAGAGAAAAGGGCUGCAGCUCGCUACGGACGCGCAUGGGCCCGACCGCCUCUGGUCGACUCGGCGAGGCUAAGUGACUCCAUCAACUAGCAGCUUGCCUGUCAGCAGGACACAAGCCCUCGCCAGACACCCCCCAUCCCUCCCCGACUUCAUCCGUCCAUCCAUAAUUCCCCCUUCACCCUCUUCGUCUCCAGCCGCAGCCCCCAGCUCCCACCUGUUUCUGCUCGCCUAGUCGGUCGUAGCAAGGACUGUGAAAAGUCAGCGUUGAAAUGCAACUCUUCCAUUCAUGCGCUCAUCCAUCCAUCCAUCCACCCCCCAUGUGGAAAUAGACUGACCAGAGUUGCACUGACUGACACUAUACAUUCUUUCCUUUCUCUCUCUGAUGGAUCUCAGUCAGUUCUGACCUUGCCUGUGUGUUUAUUCCAUUAAUGCAGGUGGUUAUUGAUGAUUUGAUGACCCAGAUUCACACCACCCACACCCACACAUCAUCACCACACACACACACACACACACACACACACACACACACACACACACACACACACACACACACACACACACACACACACACACACACACACACACACACACACACACACACACACACACACACACACACACACACACACACACACACACACACAGGAGAUUUAAGAGAGGGAUGGAGUCGGAUAGCGUGGCUGCACACUGCCAGUAAUUGAUCGCUGUUGUUCCUAUUUUCCUCCUCCCACCUCCUCCAUUCUUUAUCUGCAGCCCGGCCUCUCAUGUUUUCAGUUGUCUUGGCCGUUAGCGAUCCGCCGCUCUUAUCGGUGGCAGCUCUGUCAACAGGAGAACGUUCACUGAGGGUUUUAUCUUAGUGGAGGCAUUAGUGUCGGGGAACACAAGCCACCUGCUCCGGUAACAUAAAACAGAGGAAAAGAGACGAGCCAAUCUCUCUACUUCUUUUUGUCUGUUUCCUUCGCUGCUGUCUUUGCUUCUCCAGCACGACUUGAGUUUUGUUUCAGCUCCAUCAUGUGCAGAUAUGAUGGAUACGGAAACUGUAGGUACAACAUCAGAAUGUUUCUUUUCCAUAGUUUCUUUUCCCCUGCAGAACACAACUUUGGCAGAAACUGAGCAUCUGCAAUGUUGAGAACUUCUUUUGACCAGAAAAAUAUAACAUUUUCAAAGGUGAAGUCUCAACACUUGAACUCAAAAGAAGUGAAAUCUGUUUUCAGAAACCUUUUUCCGACUUUUCCCUCUCGCCUCCCUCCUCUGUGCUUCACCCUGGUAUAUACAUAACGCAUACGUCUCCUUAAUCCACAGUGAAAAGAGGCUUUUCCCACAUUUGCGGGAAUGAAUAUCUUUAAACACGCUGCACAACGCACUUAUAAUGUUAAUACACAGCAACAUAUAGUCGGCGGAGGACAUAGAUAUAGAGCAGUGAUCAAAUUACAUCUGGAGGUGAGACUGAGCAGCUGGCACUGUGCAGCCAUGGUUCUUUGUAUUGUAUAACAAACUACACUCCUUUGUUUCAAAUAUGUACAUAUUAAGUGUUUUAUUUAAUUCACGGUUGGUGAUUUCUGUAAGGAGGCAGCAGUUACUCUCCAAAUUUUCCACAUGUCCUUUCUGUCGUCAUCUGACGUCAAAGAAAAGUUUGUCUUCGGUUACAUUCCCCGUUUCCCUCCUCUCGCCUCAGACUAACAGCACUUUCACACAUCUCUGCAUGACGUUUUUAAAAAAAAAUCCUCCCUGUCUUAAUGUUAAAUGGGAAACUGGUCCAGACAUUGUUGGAGUUUUAAUAUCACGUGAGGGGAGGGAGCCUCUGGAAACAGUCCUCAGGACACUGUUUCAGUUCAGAGGCGUCAUCCUCCCCCCAGCAGGUCUUCGUCCUCCAUCACAUCUCCAUCCUCCCGUUUUUAUCUUCACCCCCCCCACGUCACAUAUUCGUCUUCCUGUCACAUGUCUCCAGUGAAUCUCAGUAAGAACUUUUGCAUUGACUCAAUGGAGCCAUUAUGUUUGAAAAUGAUUAAUAACCCCCUGCCAGACCUGCCACUCCAUCCCUUUAUGACAUGUGACAAAAAUAUUUUUGCUCUCAGUCAAAAGAGAAGGAUCACGUUAAUGUGUGUUUUUUGGAAUCGUCUCACAUUUCCUAUUUGGUUCCAUCAACAGUGUCGUUAAGUGACCACUAGAUGGAGGCAUCCUAAACACAUCUCUUCCUCUCCGAGCAGUCACCCUGGACUUGGUGAAGUUUGGAGAUGACAUCAUCUGAUUAGGAGGUGAACAGUGUGUAUGGAAGCAGAGUAGUAGAUUUAGAAAACGCCUCAAAGUAUCACACUAAAUUCCGGUUUAUCUGGAUUUGAACCUGCUCAUCAUGUUCAUCAACACUUUACUGAUACUCCAGAAUCAGUAGGAGCCCUUGUUUCUUAAAACCUCCCUGAUCAGUCAAACACUAGAUGUAGAAAUGUAGAUCUUCAGGAAGUCUUAGAGAGUGGUGGCGGCAAGAAUGUGAUCCAGCACACGUCUCUCUGCCGUCCUGGGAGAACUGGCGAGGCAGAGCAGGCUCCUCUAAUCCACUCGCGCACUCCCUCCUCCGCCCAGAUGAGCCCUGACAGCGGGGCCAUUUACAACUGCAGGCCUUCAUCCCCUCCGAGUGAGCUCCCAGAUUUUUUUUUUUUCUCCCUGUGCGCAGGAGGGACGGGAGGAAGGCUCAAGGGUAUCUGCGAUCUAAUCAUUACACCAUCUCCUCACCUCGACGACCCGCCUGCAUCCAUCUCUCUGUCAGCUCCCCCUCUCCCCAUGUCACUUCCCUUCCCUCUUUCUUUCUUUACCUCCCUUUCACCGGCAUCUAUCUUUCAUCCAAUCUCCCGUCUUCUCGGUUUCUCUCUGUGUGCCGUAUCCUCGUGCCGAUGCUCCGUAGGCUGUAGCAGCCGACGCCAUAUGUUGGCGGGAGGAGAAUAGAUGAUUCAGUAUUAGGAGAGGAGGGAGAGAGAGAGAGGAGGGGGGAAGCCUCUCUAUAAACAACCACAGCAAAAUGAGCACUAGUUUAAUUUGACCACAAAUUAAUAGACGGAGAGAAAUGACGCCAAUUAGAGGAUGAAUUAGGAUUUGCUCACACCACUGUUAUCUCCUCAUGUACAGUGUGUGCACAGAUCACUUCCGUAUGCGGAGACACACACUGCGUACGUGAGGAGAGGCGUUUUGACAGGAUUCAGGGCUGAGCAAGUCUUAGCCCAGCAGGGGUUUUGGGAUACAAUCUCCUGAACCAACACGUGAGGACAUGUUCCGUACCCACCUGAGCAGAAACAUACCAGUCACACGUGAAAGAAUUAGGCUUUUUUUCCUGGGCUGAAACUCCUCCACCCUCCUGUCAUGUAGUUUUACCAUCAGUGUCCCCGUCUUGCCUGAGCUUUGCAUCCAUGCCCAUGUGUUGUUGUCCCAAUGAAGCCAAAGAUUACUGCUGUUCCCAGUGUACAUUCAGUGUAACGUCUCCAUGGUACCCGACCGCUGUGGCCUAACUCUAAAAACCGUGCAAUCCUGACUGUGUAGCAUUACCGUGUAUUGUUGCUGUAUAAUACUGUAAGAUAUGUACAGAGCGUAUAAUAAAGAUACAUAUUGCUUCUU